CUGUGUCUGUGUGUAUCAUUAAACCCUACUAAACCAUACCACCACACAUACGAGGAAGCAUACUUGAGUAUAUAUGUGUAUAGGAAACAGCUGGAAUAUACAUACAUACUCUUGUGCCGGACUUAGAUCAAUCAUAUAUUGACACACAGAUACUACUGUCAUCUCUCCUGUGUUCUUGUUAUAACAUCCCUAUCUGACACUAUGUCGCUGUUCGGUUAUCUACGCACACGCCCGGCAAUGGGUGUUCUAAUGCGACCAAGUGUGGUCAGAGGCAUGUGUAUGCGAACUUAUACAACAAGCGAGCCGUCCGAGGCAACCCCCGCACCAACAGCCAGCUCAGACAAGGUCUGCGUAUAUCUGAAUGAGAAACCUCAAAUACACGAGAGUUGCUUCAUCGCUGAUAAUGCGACUGUGCUGGGGCGAGUGCGUAUGGGCCAGAACAGCAGUGUCUUCUACAACUGCACAUUACGAGCGGAUAUCAAUCACAUCACUAUAGGUAACGAGAGCAAUAUUCAGGACAACACGGUCAUCCACGUGUCUUCCACGAGUGGCGUAACCAUUGGCAACGGCGUGACCGUAGGCCAUAGCGCCCUCAUCCACGCCUGUACAGUCGAGGACAAUGUGCUGGUUGGGAUGGGAUCAAUUAUCAUGGAUGGUGCAACUAUCGGACGAGACAGCAUUGUUGCUGCGGGUGCGCUGGUGCCCAUGGAUGUCACGUAUCCCGAGAGAUCACUGAUUAUUGGCCGCCCGGCCAAGGUGGAUCGCCAAUUAGAGGAGGAAGAGGUCGAGAAUCUCCGCGCGCAGUCGGCAAAGUAUAUCAAGGUUAUGACCGAGCACAAGAACUUCAACAAGAUGUGAAAGUGCAGUACAUCCGAGGAUAGUCAAUAUUAAAC
Sphaeroforma arctica JP610 is the source of this 893-nucleotide messenger RNA. RefSeq lists its product as hypothetical. NCBI's taxonomy places the organism in Eukaryota, Ichthyosporea, Ichthyophonida. The transcript is spliced from 5 exons. Gene Ontology annotation, molecular function: transferase activity. The record is from RefSeq and is a predicted model, not a curated record. Bases 202 to 858 code for a protein of 218 amino acids.